Coccinella septempunctata (seven-spotted ladybird) is the source of this 2969-nucleotide messenger RNA. RefSeq names its product mannosyl-oligosaccharide glucosidase. Gene Ontology annotation, biological process: oligosaccharide metabolic process; protein N-linked glycosylation. The record is from RefSeq and is a predicted model, not a curated record. Lineage: Eukaryota; Metazoa; Arthropoda; Insecta; Coleoptera; Coccinellidae. Gene Ontology annotation, cellular component: endoplasmic reticulum membrane. Gene Ontology annotation, molecular function: Glc3Man9GlcNAc2 oligosaccharide glucosidase activity. The transcript has 8 exons. The coding region runs from base 46 to 2511 and encodes 821 amino acids.
CUGGUUGUCUCUGGUAAAAUGUAUUAUUAGGUCUAUGUCAACAACAUGGUUAGGCAAAGAAAAAAUCAAACUGCUUCCAGUAAAACUACCGGAAAACAGAGUGAUAAAAAUAGUAGUAGUAGCAACUGUAGUAAUUUCACAAAUCGAAGCAAUAAUACAUUCAAAGGCUAUAUAAACUUUUGGAAAGAAUUUCUAUUAUGUGUUGUUAUUAUUGUAGCAGUUUCUUUUUCUUAUAUUGGGUAUUUAGAAACUCGCGUGAAUACACCCUAUGAUAACAAACGCAUUACAAUCAAAAGUGGUUUGGAUGUACCAGAAAAAUUCUGGGGAACAUAUAGGCCCGGUACCUAUUUUGGCUUGAAGACAAGGGACAAGGAAUCUCUAGUUACAGGUUUGAUGUGGUAUUUUCCAAGGCGAUUAAAACCAGGUGGCGACGGCAUUAGGCAUUGGUGUGAGCAAUCAGAUAACUUAGAUCGUUAUGGGUGGUUGCAACAUGAUGGCAUUAACUUUGGUAUACAAGAAAUCAUAGAUUCUCCAUUUAUUCUGACUUCGUCUUUUGCUAAGAUAAAUGGUGGUAGUCAUGGAGGAGAUUGGAGUGCUAGAAUCAAUGUUGAAAUUCUGCCUACCUAUAGUGCAUUUCAAGGAGAAGAGGUAUCUCUUAUUUGGUAUGUUGCACUGGAUGAAACAACCAAAGGUCACAUAUGGUCUUCAAAUUCGGAAACUACUUUCACCGGCAUAAAGGGAGAAACUGAAGGAUUAGGAGAGUUCAGCAUAAAGUUAUCCAACCAUUCAGGUCUCGUUGAUAGUGAAUCUUUUCUUAUAACAAGAACUCCUGGCCUCCAUUUAUUGAGAGAAGUGACUAUAUCUUCGCUACGUUUAGUACAAUAUAGAAAAGAUUCAAAAAAGAGGGUAAUGCUGGCAGGAAAUUUGUUGAAAGAUGAAGAAAAAAACCCUAACUUUGUAGCUACCCAAAUAACGGGAAUAGUUCCUUUCACAUUGGAUGUUGUAUUUGAAUCAGGAAGUUUCGGGAUUCGAGAAAGAACAUUGAGCGGAAACACAUACACAAAUCUUCUGAACAAAUAUCAAAUGACAUUUGAGGAGAAGUUUGAGGAAAUAUUCAACUUGAGAAAAAAAGGAUUCAAUACUAAAAGUAUCAAAUUUGCACAAGCUGCUCUGAGCAACUUGAUUGGGGGAAUUGGCUACUUUUAUGGCGCCUCAAAGGUGCAAAGCUCCUACACCUCUGAACCAGUGAAUUAUUGGAAUGCUCCUUUAUUUACAGCUGUUCCUUCGAGGAGCUUCUUUCCGAGAGGAUUUUUGUGGGAUGAAGGUUUUCACGGGUUACUGAUAUCAAAAUGGGAUAUCCAUUUAGAGCUGGAUAUAAUAGGCCAUUGGAUGGAUUUGAUGAAUGCGGAGGGGUGGAUACCUAGAGAGCAGAUAUUAGGAGUAGAAGCUUUAGCUAAAGUUCCGAACGAAUUCGUUGUUCAGAAAAAUACAAAUGCUAAUCCGCCAACAUUCUUCAUAACAUUGCAGUUUAUACUUGACAAUUACGAGAAUGAACUUGAUUCAGGUCAGCUGGCAAUGAUUAGGAGACUUUACCCUAGAUUGCAGGCUUGGUUUUCUUGGUUCAAUUCAACACAAAAAGGUUCUCUUCCUGGUUCCUAUCGCUGGAGAGGCAGAGAUGGCUCAACUAAGAAAGAAUUAAAUCCAAAAACUUUGACAUCAGGUUUAGAUGAUUAUCCUAGAGCAUCUCAUCCCACAGAUGAAGAAAGACAUAUAGACCUUUAUUGCUGGAUGGCGGUAGCAGCUUCUACAAUGAAUAGACUAGGUACUCUGUUGGGAUAUGAUACGUCAAGAUAUGAAGCGACGGAACUUUAUCUCAAGAAUAAUGCUUUGAUGGAUAGCCUGCAUUGGUCCUCAUACACGAACACUUAUGCAGACUAUGGCUUGCACACGGACUCGGUUACUUUGAGAAGACCGGAUAUUGUACCAAGAUCUCCCAAUCAAAACAGAGAGAUGGUUAGGGUUGUCUUAAAAAAUCCAGAAUAUCGGUUUAUUGAUACAACGUUUGGAUAUGUCAGUCUGUUUCCAUUCUUACUGAAAAUUUUAGAACCCACUUCUCCAAAUUUGGGCCUGAUACUGGAAAAAAUACGAAAGCCCGAAUUGCUGUGGACAAAUUAUGGAUUAAGAUCUCUGUCAAUUAAUUCUCCAUUAUACAUGAAACGUAAUACAGAGCAUGAUCCUCCAUAUUGGAGAGGUCAGAUUUGGAUUAAUAUAAAUUAUUUGGCAGUUAGAGCGUUACAUUAUUAUUCAAAUAGAGAUGGCCCCUACCAAAAGGACGCCGCUAAGCUUUAUAAGGAAUUACGUGUAAAUGUUAUACAAAAUUUAAUAAGGCAAUAUGAAAAAUCUGGAUAUUUGUGGGAGCAAUAUAAUGAUGAAACAGGCCAAGGAAGUGGUUGUAGGCCUUUUACUGGGUGGACAGCAUUAGUUUUGUCCAUUAUGAGUGAACAGUAUUGAUAAAUUUCGAACCAUGUCUGUAGAAUUUUAAGAAUCAUUUCAUUCUGCUCUACAAUUAUGCUUCCAUUUUUAUAGUUGAACAGUUUAGAAUAAGAUUAGAAAAAUCGAAGUUUUCAUUAGUUUUCAUCAAAGUUUUUUGAUACUUACUUCAAUUGAAAAAAUUUCACUGAUUAUAGAAAUAACGGUAUAACAUAAAAUCAAUUUCUAAUGUCUACUUGUUAAUUUUCGACUUCAUCUCCAUCGAAAGUCUGUACAGGAAUGGACCACCCAACCGAAGACUGAAAAAAUUCUGGCCUGAAGACCUACUACAGCAUCAAUAAAUAAGUGCUGGUGGGCAUCUCACUUCCAACGUCUAUUACUUUCAUUUGUUUUACUUAAUACUCCCUGUGAAGUAGAUUGUGAAAAUCAAUAAACGAUACUUGAAAAAAAAUGGAGAUUUUCUCCAUUUACAACAGUGA